AUGGGACAGAAAGAAAUAGGAGGACAUCCCGACCAGAUCCCCUAUAUCAUCGUCUGGCAGGAUCUGGUCCAGAAUCCCCCACCUUGGGUUACGCCCUGGACCAUGGGGUCCGGAGUGACGGUGGCAGUUGCGGCAGCUAAACCUAAGCAGACCCAACCGUCGGCGGGCCCUUCGGCACCUCCGAGGAUCUACCCUGAGAUCGAGGACCCUUCAUGGACAGAGCCACAGCCUCCCCCUUAUCCUCUGCCGCGGCCAUCUGCACCCCCGGUCCCAGCACCUGUCGAGAGGGACGGGGUGGAGGGGCCUGCGGCGGGGACGCGGAGCCGGAGAGGCCGCAGCCCAGAAGGGGAUUACACUGUUGCCCUGCCCCUCCGUGCCUAUGUUGGUGGCCCCCCGCCAGGCCCCGAUGAACUUGUCCCUUUGCAGUACUGGCCUUUCUCUUCAGCUGAUCUAUACAACUGGAAAAAUAAUCACCCUUCCUUUUCAGAAAAUCCCUCGGGCUUGACUGGGCUUCUUGAGUCCCUUAUGUUUUCCCAUCAGCCCACUUGGGAUGAUUGCCAGCAACUCCUGCAGAUCCUCUUCACCACAGAGGAGAAAGAGAGGAUCCUGUUGGAAGCCAGAAAGAAUGUCCCCGGACCAGAUGGGACCCCCACUAAUCUCCCCAAUCUUAUAGAUGAAGCCUUCCCCUUGACCCGUCCAGCCUGGGACUUCAACACUGCGGAAGGUAGGGAGCGUCUCACAGUAUACCGCCGGACUCUAGUGGCGGGGCUCAAAGGGGCCGCUCGGCGACCCACUAAUUUGGCUAAGUACGUAGACGACCUACUGCUUGCUGCUUCAACCCAAGAACUGUGUUGUGAUGGGACUAAAAAGCUCCUAAAUGAAUUGGGUAAGUUGGGAUACCGGGUGUCUGCUAAAAAAGCUCAGCUGUGUCGCACUGAGGUGACCUACCUAGGAUACACUCUCCGAGAAGGAAAGCGGUGGCUCACCGAAGCUCGAAAGAAAACUGUGAUGCAGAUCCCGACCCCCACCACUCCGCGACAAGUACGUGAGUUUCUGGGGACGGCGGGCUUUUGUAGACUCUGGAUACCGGGGUUCGCAACACUGGCAGCCCCUUUGUACCCUCUUACAAAAGAAAAGGUCCCAUUCAACUGGACCGAGGAACACCAAAGAGCCUUUGAGGACAUAAAAGCUGCACUAUUGACAGCCCCUGCUCUGGCCUUGCCAGAUUUGACUAAGCCUUUCACCUUAUAUGUUGAUGAACGGGCUGGAGUAGCCCGCGGGGUCUUAACUCAGGCUCUGGGGCCCUGGAAACGCCCGGUAGCCUACUUGUCAAAAAAGUUAGACCCGGUCGCCAGCGGAUGGCCCUCCUGCCUAAAAGCCAUUGCUGCCGUGGCCUUACUUGUUAAAGAUGCUGACAAGCUUACCCUAGGUCAGCAUGUGACUGUCAUUGCUCCCCAUGCUCUGGAGAGCAUCGUGCGGCAGCCCCCGGACCGGUGGAUGACUAACGCCCGGAUGACUCACUAUCAGAGCCUGUUACUGAAUGAACGAGUGACUUUCGCCCCACCUGCCAUUCUUAAUCCUGCUACUCUUCUCCCUGAGAUACAUAACUCCACCCCAAUACAUCAAUGUGUCGAUAUCCUAGCGGAAGAGACCGGAACAAGAAAGGACCUGACUGAUCGACCAUGGCCAGGUGUGCCUGCUUGGUACACGGAUGGUAGCAGUUUUGUGGUGGAAGGAAAAAGGAGAGCGGGAGCGGCAGUGGUAGAUGGAAAGCAGGUAAUCUGGGCAAGUAGUCUUCCAGAAGGAACUUCAGCUCAAAAAGCCGAACUUGUGGCUUUGACUCAGGCCUUGCGAUUGGCAGAAGGUAAGGCCAUUAACAUUUAUACUGACAGCCGGUAUGCCUUUGCUACAGCCCAUAUACAUGGAGCCAUCUACAAGCAAAGGGGGCUACUCACUUCGGCGGGAAGAGACAUUAAAAACAAAGAAGAGAUUUUAGCCCUUUUAGAGGCAGUACAUUUGCCAAAGAAGGUGGCCAUUAUUCAUUGUCCAGGUCACCAAAAAGGAGAAGAUCCUAUAACAAAAGGGAAUCAAAUGGCGGAUCUUGUGGCAAAACAGGUGGCCCAGCAGGUAACAAUACUAGCAGAAAAGAGUCAGACUCCAGUGGAAGCUCCAGUCACUGAUGACUCUAACCACAUUUAUUCAGCCAAUGAUUUUAAAAUAUUAGAAAAUAUGGUUUGCAGAAAACAAGCUCAAGAAUUCAGCUUUGAUGGGGUAGCGCGGACUAUAGAUGGGCGAGUGAUCCUGCCAACAAAAGAAGGAAUAAGUUAUGUUCAGAGACUGCACCAGUUGACUCAUUUAGGAGCAGAUAAGCUAAAACAACUUGUCAAAGCUUCUAAAUACCAUGUGUUAAAUUUAAAUUCAACAAUUAGGCAGGUGGUUGACUCUUGCCAGGCCUGUACACUUACUAACGCCGCUAGGCCCUAUCAAGAACCUGGAAAAAGAAGACGAGGAGACCGACCGGGAGUCUACUGGGAAGUGGAUUUUACUGAAAUAAAGCCAGGAAAAUAUGGUAAUAAAUAUCUAUUAGUCUUUGUUGAUACCUUUUCAGGAUGGGUGGAGGCUUUCCCCACAAAAUCCGAAACUGCUCAGGUGGUGGCCAAGAAGAUUCUUGAAGAAAUCUUACCCCGGUUUGGUGUACCCAAGGUAAUCGGCUCGGAUAAUGGGCCAGCUUUUGUUGCCCAGGUAAGUCAGGGAUUGGCCUCACAACUGGGGACAGAUUGGAAAUUACAUUGUGCAUAUAGACCCCAGAGUUCAGGACAGGUAGAAAGAAUGAAUAGAACUCUAAAAGAGACCCUAACUAAAUUAGCCAUUGAGACCGGUGGUAAAGACUGGGUGACUCUCCUUCCCUUUGCGCUUCUUAGGGUCCGAAACACACCCGGACGUUUCGGCCUCACUCCUUAUGAGAUUCUCCAUGGGGGACCGCCCCCCUUGACUGAGUCCAGUGGGAUAUUGGAUCCCAGUGCCGACUCUUCCUCAUCCUCUGCUUUGUUUACUCAUCUAAAGGCUCUAGAAGUCGUUAGAACACAGAUCUGGGACCAGAUAAAAGAAGCCUACGCACCGGGAACUUCGGAGGUGCCCCACAGGUUCCAGGUUGGAGAUUCGGUCUUAGUCAGACGACAUCGAGCUGGCACCCUAGAGCCUCGGUGGAAAGGACCAUAUCUGGUGUUGCUGACCACCCCCACGGCAGUAAAGGUGGAUGGGAUCGCUGCUUGGAUACACGCCUCCCACAUCAAGAAGGCACCCAGCCAAAAUGAAGACAACAACUGGAUGGUGGCAACUACUGAUAAUCCUCUUAAGCUUCGCCUGUGCCGCAGAGGUAAAGAGCCAGGAUGCAGGAAUAUGGCCAGGACACAUAGGAGCUGCGAAUCCUCCGCUGCCAGCUAA
Rattus rattus (black rat) is the source of this 3444-nucleotide messenger RNA. RefSeq lists its product as uncharacterized. The record is from RefSeq and is a predicted model, not a curated record. Gene Ontology annotation, molecular function: RNA-DNA hybrid ribonuclease activity; nucleic acid binding. The coding region runs from base 1 to 3444 and encodes 1147 amino acids. The transcript has 3 exons. Lineage: Eukaryota; Metazoa; Chordata; Mammalia; Rodentia; Muridae. Gene Ontology annotation, biological process: virion assembly; DNA integration.